Molecule: messenger RNA, 860 nt
Organism: Vitrella brassicaformis
Lineage: Eukaryota; Vitrellaceae
Source: the annotation of a GenBank genome assembly
CCCUCACCCGCUCUGCACCCCCUUAACCUUGCUGGCCUUCGUCGGAUGGACGGGGCAAAAGAACCGAGCAUCAGAAUAAUGAUAAAGGUAUCGACACAGGCCCCUACGGACUGACCCCUGACCCUCUCUCAUCAGUAAGCGAAUGUGACGUCAGGCUUCUCGUCUGUUGGCUUGAAGUUCUUGGCCGUGGGCACCUUCCGCUCGCCCUCGGGGGGCGCCACGGGCCGCUCGUCAGACUCGUCAUCGCGAAACACACACGACUUGUACCUGCAACACACACCACCACCGCCACCAUUCACACACGCCGCCGAGUGGGUGUGAGUGGCUUCGCGUCCACACGCACCACUGCGAGGGGUGUUCGCCCGGCAGCUUCCGCUCGUUGUCGUUGCCGUCGUGCCACCGCCUGUCGACCUCAUCGAUAGGCGUCAGCUUGGGAGGCUGCACGUAGUAAUACCCGCCCUUGACGUCCGUCACUGAGCAAGGAAGGAGAUCAACAACAGCACACACACACACACACACCUCAGAGGCGUGUGUGUUAUGUUGUCGGCGUGUGUGGCUUAUUACCGAUGCCAGGUUCUUUGCCUUCGUUGAGGAGCGUGAACAUCUCGCCGGGCUCUGCGUCGCGGUCGGGUGUGAAGGAGGGGUUGAGCGACUUGAGCUGAGUCCUCUCGCUCGCUGUGUGCGUCGGCUGCACACACACACACACAGCAACACACGCAAUGCAAGCAACGUACAGCACAACGCGAAGAGAGGAACAAGAUCUUCAUCUCAUCUCUCUGCGUCGUUAGCUGAGUGUGUGUCGGCCUCACCAGCCAGAUCGGAAUCACCAUUGUUGUGCUUCUGGAUGGGUUUCGUUUCUU